This is a messenger RNA of Alosa sapidissima (American shad), 2820 nucleotides long. RefSeq names its product zinc finger protein 84-like. The transcript is spliced from 5 exons. The record is from RefSeq and is a predicted model, not a curated record. Gene Ontology annotation, molecular function: DNA-binding transcription factor activity, RNA polymerase II-specific; RNA polymerase II transcription regulatory region sequence-specific DNA binding. Gene Ontology annotation, biological process: regulation of transcription by RNA polymerase II. Lineage: Eukaryota; Metazoa; Chordata; Actinopteri; Clupeiformes; Clupeidae. The coding region runs from base 195 to 2441 and encodes 748 amino acids. Gene Ontology annotation, cellular component: nucleus.
UUGGAUGCUCCGUAGAAAUCUCGUCUCGUUUAGAAAUCACGUGAAUGUUGCAGGAAGAGGAAACAUAUGAGAGGAAAGCGUCUACUUCAGAAGGAAGAUUGGAGCUGUUGUCAGGGAAAUAACCAUAGGAAAUAACACGCUUGGUGUAACGGCAGUAGGUCUAUGUGUAGCUAGCUCUACUGGAAAAAGGAAGAAUGGUUCGUGUCUGUGUCUUUCCGAAUUGUGGCAAUAGAAUGAGGAAAUACAAGUGCCUAAGCUUUCACCGUCUUCCUUUUUUUGACCAUAACGUACUGAAGUUGUGGCUAUUUGUACUUCAACUUGAUGCGCAAACCCCCAUACCAAUACUUCGCGAUAAAGAUUACCGCGUUUGCAGCGAGCAUUUUGAAGAAGAUGACUUCAAAGACACAUCUCAAAAGCGCCUGCGUCUAAAGAAAGAUGCCGUUCCAAGAGCGAAGAGACCUGCUGCAGACAGAGUGGAGACACCUCAAGCGUCAGAGCCCUCAUCUGAAGGCAAGGAGGAGAAACAGAAGCCAAAGAAGAAAAGGAAGAAUGAUAUGGAGGAGGUGAAACGGAGGCCAAAGAGAAAAAAGAAAUGCGCUAAAAACACUGGAAAACACGCAAAGAAAUUAAGAGAGCCCCAGAGCAAGUCCUCCACCGUGCUAGACAGGAACGGCCUAAUGGAGGAUGUCGUUGUGAAGGUUGCUUGCCUGCUAGAGCUGUUCCAGAAGUGCUUAGGGUGCUACAGUGAUGCCUGCAGUGUCACUACUCAACGCAAGGGACUCGUCUUCCAUGUGGUGCAGCAGUGCUGGAGCUGUAGCAACACCAGGAACUGGGCGAGCCAUCCUCCAGACCACCAGCCCCCUGACCCAACAGCCUCUCAUGAAGCACCUCAAGAGUCAGAACCAUCACCCGAAGACGUGGAGGAGGUGGAGGUGGUGGAGGAGGAAGAGGAUGAUGAUGAGGAGGAGAAACAGAGGCCAAAGAGGAAAAGGAAGGACCGUGAUGAAGAGUGGGGUCUAAGUUCUGAAGAGUUCAUGGAGACGAGCAGCGAGGAUUCUGAAGGUGUUGAUGAAGGGGAGGAGCAUAUUCUCCAGGUUGCGUGGUGCUGUGACUGUGGAGAGGAGGCAAGUGCCCGCUGCUUCAAGCAGAAACACCUGCAGCUCUACUGCUGUGUUAAGUGUGGCUACAAGGUCGGUGACCAGGAGCUGGACUGCACAGACGGCCAACAAACCCAACACACCAUCAGCCCAGAGGUCCCUACUGCUGCAGACCAAGAGAGCUCUUGUGAUGUUAGCCAAGCAGCUGAACACGCAUGCAGCCCAGACGCCAACAGCAGUAACAAACAAACUGCUUCCAAUGAUCGUCUUGAAGAUUCAAAUAGCAUUAGCAAUCAAGGGGUCAUAAACUUUGAUGAGCUGCAUAAAACCAGCAAAGAUGGUGCUGAGUUAAGCCGCAGUAGCAGCAACAACAGCCACGGAGUCUCUAGCAUUAGAGAACAGGGUUCUGUGGGCAGCAGUGACCAUGGAGGCACCAGAAAUGAAAGCCCAGAAGACACCAGCAUUAGAGAUCAGGAACGUAACACUACGUCUGAAGUAGAGUUCUCUAAAAGCUGCCACCAGGAAACUAGUGCAGCCAAUGAGGAGAGACGGAACCCUCCAAAAUAUGCCGUCUACUUCAAUGAUCCGUACAGCCUACAGAUCCAUAUGGAAAAGUUACAUGGUGGUAAACGUGAGUUUUGUCCCGACUGUGGCAAAUUCCUUAUCAGGCACGAUGGCCAGACUGCGCACGUCUGUGAUCACAAAGUCAAGCUGCUCUCGUGUCUGACUUGUAGAAAGCGCUGCAUCAAUGAGGCAGGCCUCUGUAGACACAGUCACCUGCACACUAAGGACCUUGGGCUUUCCUGCCAAUACUGCUACGAGAAGUUCAGGUUCCAGAAAGACAAGCGGGAGCACGAGGAGACCUACAAGGGGGAGAGCCUGAAGUACCGCUGCUCCGAGUGCCCCAAACGGUUUGCAGAUCGCUCCAGUCGAAACGCUCACAGGAAGACCCACUGGGAACAUGGCAGGUUUUUCUGCAAAGUGUGUGACAAGGGCUUCCCCGAUCCCCAUCACCUCAAGAGACAUGAGUUGGUCCAUACGGGAGUGAAGCCCUACAGCUGUAAGCUAUGCAACUGUUCCUUCAACCAACCAGGCCAUCUCAAGUCCCACAUGCGCCUCCACACAGGGGAGAGACCCUUCAAGUGCCAGGACUGUGGGCAGUGCUUCAACCACAACGUCAGCCUCAAGAACCACAUUCAGCGCAAACAUGGACCAGCAGCUGAGGGGGGGGGGGGGAGGAGAUUGGGUCAUUAUGUCUUUAUGAUUGUGCUUUGUGGCCACCUUCAUUUCCUUCAAUGUUGUAAUGCAUGUUUUAUUUUCUUCAUCUUGGUUGGGCUUGGAUAACUAGGUGAUAAUAUAACCUUUGUGAGUUCUAGAACAGGUAGUUGAUUUUAUUUUAAAUGUGUAUUUUAUUUUAUGUAUUUUAUUGUCCCCAUUGAGAAAUCGGUUCUGAGCUCCGACCCGCAGUUCCACAAAACAUGUUGACCGAUGGCUACACACAUACACACAUAGGGUCUGUUCGAAACGGAAGACAGCUGCCUGCUACCUCCCUCCCUCCUCCCUCCCUACAUAGAGAGCUGUCUCACUAGAUAUGACUUUAGAUUAAAUGCAUCUUAUAAAAAUGAGCGUAGCACUCUAGAAUCUUUGGUUAACACUACGGUAUGACGUUAGCAAAAGCCGGACGUUAAACUAAAUUAGCUUACGUAAGCUAGUGAUCUAUCAG